Messenger RNA from Panicum hallii, 968 nucleotides. RefSeq lists its product as uncharacterized. The coding region runs from base 117 to 776 and encodes 219 amino acids. The record is from RefSeq and is a predicted model, not a curated record. The transcript has a single exon. Lineage: Eukaryota; Viridiplantae; Streptophyta; Magnoliopsida; Poales; Poaceae.
UGCACUCGCUUGCCAAAAGUUAGACACACCUACACCCGCCUCCGAUCUCCAUGGAUAGCUCUCCAUGCACGUAUAAAUAGCCUCGUCGACUCGCUGCCGUAGUAGUAGGUGGCGCUAUGGCUGGUGCUCGCGGCGUCACCUGCCAUGUCCAGUGCGAGAUCAGGUCCGUCCGCGUCACGGGCCUCGGUUGCGGCGGCGGUACCGGAGGCGAGCUCUUCCUCCGGUGCCUCGUCCCCGCGGGCGGCGGGAGGGCGAUCCAGAUCGACACCCGCGGCGCCGAUCAGCCGGACGGGUCAGGAGAGACAACAACGGGCGGCGCCGUGUCGUGGCGCGAUGUGGCGUCGUUGAGCUGCGACGGAUCGCCGGCGUGCGUGCGCGAUCUCGUGGACCGGGGCGCGGUGGUGUUCGAGGUGCGGAGGUGGCGUGGAGGGAGGAGGCGCGCGGUGCUGCUGGGGCGGGUCCUGGGGUCGGAGCUCAUCGGCCGCGCCGAGGUCCCGUGGAGGGACGCCGGCGGGAGCGGCGACGUCGCCGUGGCAGUGGAGCGGCGGGUCGAGCUCGCCACGCCGAGUAGCUGGCGGGCCCUGGGCGAGGAGGCGCCGGCGAUCCUGUCCGCGAGGAUGAGCGUGCGCGUGUCGGAGACGCCGGUGCCAGCCGGACGGGGGCGGGCGGCAAACUCGGCGGCGCAUCCGCAAGGGCAGAGCGGCUGCGAGUGGAGCGCCGGGGACGAGGACGUGUUCGCGGCUGUCGCUUGCGCUGCUGACGAUGCGUUCGAGUAGCUACUCCAAGCUGUAAUUCUGAUCGCGUUAAUUUGGAAGGAAAAUGGUGUGUGUUUUUCGGUGGACUCGACUGGUAAAUAUCUGAAGAACUUCAGAGGAUUUUCUGUUGAGCCAAGUAAAAAACAUGCAUACUGCAUUUUUUUGCGACUAUUUGCACGUGUAUUUAAUUCUGGUAAUGAAACGGAAAAGAGG